ACAUCAAAGAUGUCCUUUGGAAGAGAUAUGGAGCUGGAACACUUUGAUGAGCGUGAUAAAGCACAGCGAUAUGGCAGAGGGUCACGGGUAAAUGGUCUGCCUAGCCCUACCCACAGUGCCCACUGCAGCUUUUACCGAACCCGCACUCUACAAACGCUCAGUUCUGAGAAAAAAGCCAAGAAAGUUCGUUUCUAUCGCAACGGAGACCGGUAUUUUAAAGGGAUUGUCUAUGCCAUCUCCCCCGACCGGUUUAGAUCUUUUGAGGCCCUGUUGGCUGAUCUGACCCGAACUCUGUCUGAUAAUGUGAAUCUGCCCCAGGGAGUGAGAACAAUCUACACCAUUGAUGGUGCCAAGAAGAUUUCCACUUUGGACCAGCUAGUGGAAGGGGAGAGCUAUGUGUGUGGUUCAAUAGAACCUUUCAAAAAACUGGAGUACACGAAGAAUGUAAACCCAAAUUGGUCAGUGAAUGUUAAGACAACAUCCACUUCCCGUACGAUGCCGUCUCUUGCCGCUGCCAAAGGAAGUCCUUCAGAUGCAAGAGAGAAUAAAGAUUUCAUUAGGCCUAAACUGGUCACCAUCAUCAGGAGUGGUGUGAAGCCACGUAAAGCAGUCCGGAUUCUGCUUAAUAAGAAGACAGCACAUUCAUUUGAACAGGUUCUUACUGAUAUAACUGAUGCCAUCAAGCUGGAUUCGGGAGUGGUUAAACGCCUGUACACACUGGAUGGAAAACAAGUGAUGUGCCUUCAGGAUUUCUUUGGUGAUGACGAUAUUUUUAUUGCAUGUGGACCAGAAAAGUUCCGUUACCAGGAUGAUUUCUUGCUAGAUGAAAGUGAAUGUCGGGUAGUGAAAUCUACUUCCUAUACCAAAAUAGCUUCAACAUCACGUAGGAGCACCACGAAGAGCCCAGGUCCAUCUAGACGCAGCAAGUCUCCUGCCUCUACCAGCUCAGUUAAUGGAACCCCUGGUAGCCAGCUUUCUACUCCCCGCUCUGGGAAGUCUCCAAGCCCAUCUCCUACCAGCCCGGGAAGCCUUCGAAAACAGAGGGACCUGUAUCGCCCACUCUCUUCGGAUGAUUUGGAUUCAGUAGGAGACUCAGUGUAAAAGAGAAAAUGGAACAGUGUUUAUGGUUUGUUAUUUGGUGAAGGUUUAACAUUUCUUAUGAGAUUAGCUGCUAAUUUACAGUAACAGUGAAUUGCACAAAAGAGUUUUGCAUAUUUAAUAUUAAAGUCAUAAAGUCAAAUAUAUACAAAUUUAUGGAGGUAUUUGUGGUUUUACCACUUCUUUUUGAUGCAAGCUUUAGGGUGCUUGACUCAGAAAUGAAAACUAAGCAUUUGUGCAUACAUUAUGGGAUAAUGAUUGGGUUAAGUAAAUCUAACGAAGAAAUCAAUUGUAGGCACAGAAGAGCACUCCUAUUAUCUUCUGAAAUAGUGAUCAUAUGGUCACAGUUUUUAAUAUAGUCCUCUUUAUUUGCUAUGGUAUGGACAUGAACAUUUUUUGCUCUGUUAAUAAAUAGCUCAACUUGUGUGACAGAACACAACUGUGACAUCAGACAUUCUCCACCACCCUGCCCCUCCGUAAUACAAGUAUUUACGCUUAUUCAAUAACAUGAUUUCCGAUGAGUUCUUAAUCUAAAGAAAGAAAAUUGAGAAACCAUAUAUGGUUGCUAACUAAAAAGAAAUGCUUUCAAAGAACUGUUAAAAGUAUCUUCACUGUACUACAAUUUGAUCACUGUAUGAAAAAUGACAUUUCACAGGCAGCAUGAAUAUGAUAUUGUACCAUGUCAGAGCUGUUAUAUUAAUCACUCUUGUAUUGCGUAGGAAAGUAAAUAUUAAGAAAAAAUCUAUUUAGUUGGAAAAUACAUACAGUAUACUGUUUGCCAGCAGGUCUAACAUACACAUAAUGACACCUUUUUUUUGCAAACACAUAUUUUGCUUAUAAAGUGAGUAUUUUUCACUUGUGUUAAAGAUAAGAAAAUCUUUCUCAGACUCUGACAUAAAGUAUGUUUUGUAUUUUUUCCAAACAGGCCAUUUGAAAAGUGAAAACCUUUAAAAAAAAUGGUGGUAUUAUGAAUCAACCUCUUAAGGUCUGAAUUUUUCUGAGUUCCUUUACUUUCUAUAUCAUGGACAUUUUGUACAACAUUAAUAUGCAAAACUCUUUUAGUGUUAAAGUAGAUCUUGCAUUAUAACCAGUUGCUUAACACACACCUACUAAUUUUGUUUGUUUUCUGCUGCUUUAUUGUGAGAAUAUGAGCUAACUAAUAUAAUUUACAUAGUUAUGGUCUUUCCAGUUAUAUCUUAAAUCUUUAUUUAAUAUUUAUUCUUUAUAUUUAAGGCAUAGUGGUCAUAUAUUUUUAGUAGUUCAUUUACUUCUAGUAUAUCAAAUACUUAUGAUUUAAGACUUAGGAAUCUGGCAACAAUGGUUGUGACACUCUCUUUUUAAAGAAAAAAUCUACACAGGUGGUAUUUUUGAGGUAACUGGUAACAUCCCAAUACAGCAUCUUAAAAAAUCAGGAAAAUUUGCUUAAAUACCCAGAGGAUUGUUAACUACUAUAUAGCAACUUUUAAAUGUAAUAUUUUACAUUUAUGCUAAUUUGUCCUUAAUAAAAUCAUGCAACUGGAAAAUGUUGACGCGGUGCUAUAGCUUGCAGUCUACUACAUUACCAUUCUGUUUACAGAGAGUAUUGAAGACAAAACAUUGAAAGGGCAGCAGAACACAACACUUACCCUUCUAUAUAUUCACUCUCUGGUUGUAGUAUCAUUUGGGGAGAAAGACACUGAUCUGGCAGGCUUGGGAAGCAAUUGGGUUAAUCCAUUUUGAACACAUGAUUCACCAUACCUGCUUCAGAGUUCAGGUUUAAAAUGAUUUCCAACAGAAAUUGAGAGGCUUCUGCCAAGAUCAAAAGGUGCCCUGUUUUACUUAAAAGACUCAACAAUUGCGAAGUUAUUUGCGCUUGUGCCUGUUGUUGAUAUUUCUUUGUAAAACGAAUUACUUAGUCCAGUAGAGUCCAUAAUAGGUGACAGUGGGUUGGUGGGUUGGUACCAGUUGCCAAAAAUUCAGAGAAAGCAAUGGAAGAGAAACAAAAUAGCUACUGGCUCUAUGGGAUUGGUUUUCUCUGCAAAGAAAAAAAAUUCCCAGAAUUUUAACUUGCCUGCCCUCUGUCUUAUGGAGUACUACUUGCGCAGAGCAGUCCAUUAAGUAUUAUUCAUUCUGCACAAACAGUAGAUAUUGCCAGUGAAUCUGAAUUCCAUGGCUUUGGUAGCUGUGGAGGGGGAACAUGGACUUUGGGACUAACAGUUCACAGAUAUCAUUGCCAAUUUUCCUUCCAGGUUGUUUCAAAGGAUAUGCUAGUCCCGAACAUUUAAUCAUUUAAACAUACAAUUCUUUUAAAAGAGUUAUUCAAGGGACAGUGUAUAUCAUCUACUUUAGGAAUGGAAGUCCCUUAAAGUUUGAAAAAACAUGCUGUUUAUAAGUGUUAAGAUUCCCUUUUAAGUGGAGUGUAAUUCCAUUAUACAUGAGCAGAAAUUAAAUGUUUCUUUGGACCAAGACCAUAAGGUUACAGUUUAUUGGUGAACUGAAAAUGUGUUAACUUGGUAUUGUAGCUUUGCUUGCAAAUAGUACAACUUUUAUUUUGUCGUCUGGCUUUGUCGCUGUUAUUAAAUAGCAGAAUAGCUUAAGAAUCUUUGUAUUAUUUGAACUUUGUAUAGUUCCUCUCCUUAUAUUGCAUGACAUGUUCCUACUAUAAGUAAUUUACCAUGUGGUUGAAAGUCAUGUGUAGAUUGUGAAUGCUUUGCUUCCCCUUCAGCCUUGUGGUUAGUCAUGAAUAUUUUCCUAAUGCUUUCUGCAACUUUUUUUUUUUAAAGCAACAAACAGUUCAAAUAUGAAGCACAGUAUAGAAAAGGGCCAAAUGGUUUAGAACCCAUGGACAAUUACAUCAAGUUUGUGGCUUCUUUAAAUAAAUGUAUGAAAAAAUGUGUUGGUCUUUUUGAUAUGUUAAGGGGAGAUGUUCACCUGGUGCAAAUUUUCAUCGCUCCAUUAAAUUCAGUGGACCUACGAUAACUUACAAUAGGUGAACAUCUCCCCUGAGGAACUGUAUACACUUUUAAAAGCUCUCAUGUAUACCUAAUGAUGGGUCUGGUUCAGCUCUCUUUUAAAUUAGUGGCAAAAACAUCACUGACUUUAGUGGAUGCAGGAUUGGUUCUUUAUAUACAGCUGUGUAUAUGUAUGGAGGUUGAUCAAGCAUGGUAAUGUUAAGAAUGGUAAUAUUUUGACUUAUUUGACCUUUUGCCCCAUCAUGAAGCAUGCUGUCCUGCGUUGUAAUUAAAUCAUAUUGUGUUGUAAUAUUGUUAAAAUUAAAUCAGGAAGCUGUAGUGAACUAACAGCAUCAUAGUGUGGAAAAUUGAUUUGCAGAACCAUAAAACAAUUCAGGAAGAGUAAAUUUUAUUUAUUUGUUUUUAGCCUUUUCCACCUUUUUUUGUUAUGAUAUAUAUGGCUGUAAAAAUGUAUACAGGUAUAUGGGGAUAUUUAUAUAAAUAUGCAUAUGUCAUUGUGUAUACAUGUAUACAUAUAGCUUAUAAGAAAGUCUUUGUAAUGUUCUACAGCCUUAAAGUGCAUAUGGCUUGAGAUUAUUGGUGUGCUUAAAAAUUUGAAAUAAAUAAAUUGCUUGUUUUUACAACUUUAUAAUUUACACUACAAUGUGAACUUUAUACAGCAAAGUAUGUUGUUACAGAAGAUGUCAUCCAACUCUAAAUAUUAAAAUUGACAGUUUCAAAAAAAAAUUCUUUAAAUGGUACCCAAAUUUACUAUUUCAUCCAAAAAUAAAAUAAAAUAAAAACACAGAGGUUAAAUUUACCUCUGCACUUGUUGAAAACAAAUAUGAAUGUUUACUGUGCUUUAUUUUAGUAUACAAUUAUUAUGCAAGCAAAUACAUAGAUUGUAAAUAAUCUAAUGUUGGGGUUUUUUUGCUUGUCAAUGGCAAGAAGAGAGAUUCUCACCAGAAUGUUCAAUAAAAAUACAACCUUAUGUCACAGUUAGAAAUAGCUUUACAUGUAGAUACAGAUAUACAAAUGGUUGUUUUAAGACCAUUCAAAAUGUAUUUCAGGCCUCACAGUGAUAACAGCAGAUCCCUGCACUCUGAACAGGGGAUAUUCAUAGCUAUACUUUUUCAGUAAUACUUGUUGAAUGGCCUACUCUGCCUAUUUAUCCUCUGUACAUGAUUUGUUAGAGUUAUUAAGUGACCAUAGCUCCCAUUUUAAAUCAUUGUGUGUGGUGGGUGGGGAGGGUGAGAGUGUGGGUAGAUGUAUGUGUGUGUGGGUGUGUAUACACACUUUUAUCUAAAAGCAAUAUGUGUGUGUGUGUGUGUGUGUGUGUGUGUGUGUGUGUAUAUAUAUAUUGCUUUUAGAUAAAAGUGUGUAUACACAGUGUGCCCAUCCAUAUUUGUAUGCAUUUUAAUAUCUGUAUUUGUGCAUCUUGAUUAUAUUCAUGUUUCAAUCACCUUCAGCAGUAAAAUAUGAAAAAAGUACUGUAUUCAUAUACAUAUCCAUUGUCUGAUGUGUUGAAAUGUAGAGGUAAUUAGUUGUGGUUUUCCCUGAAUACACAGUAUUGAGUUUAAACUCUCUAGUGAAAGAUGAACAAACACCAUUUCUGCUAAGGCCUCUUGUAAGUUUAAGAUUUUAACAAAGAGCUCCAUAUAGCCUUUUUUCCAAGAAAAGUACUUGGAUAUUUUCUUCUCAAAUAUUGCAUUUUUGUAUUAAUGUGUUCCAGGAAACCAAAACAACCCCAUAGUGAUUUAUCAGCAAAACUCGUGAAACUUACAAAAAUAAGUGCUGAUUAUUUGAAAUAAAACAAUAAGCUAAAGAAAAUCACUUCCAUUUCUGCCAUUGUUACAUUAUACUGUGUUGUACUUGUGUUUCAUAUUUGACCGUGUCAUACUGGUUGCAGUUUGUUGUAUUGCUAGACUUAACAUUAUCAUAAAAUAUUGUAAGUCAUGUAAUAAAUAAAUGGAAAACCCCCAUACGUGAUGUUCAGUGAGUUUAUUUUGAAAAUGUGAAAUCCAUACAUAUUGGUUGAGGAUUGUUCAUCUAAUAGUUCAAUAUAAUGUAAGCAUGUGGGAUUCAUAGAUCCUAAUAGGUUGCUCUAACUAGUGGAUGCAUUUCAGUAGCUUUUAAAAUUUAAAUUCUGGGCUCUAGUGUAUAGAGGUAAAGGGUCCUGUAAGGAAGAAUUUUGUUUCUAAUAGGUCCUUUGGAGACAGUAAAUUUACCUACCUAGAACUACUUAUGGGUGAAUUUGUGAGUGUGUGACAGGGGAUAGAUUUGAAGUAUGAAGUGAGAAAUUAGUGUGCUGUAUCCUAAGCAGUGUACCAGGUUCUGCUGUCAACUGAGCUUUAGCAGCACUCUUCCUAAGUCACCUAAUUAUUAGAAAAAUGUGUCUGCAAAGAAUGUUGAACUGUACUUGCUGUAUUUUAAAAUAAAUACCUUGU
Gopherus flavomarginatus (Mexican gopher tortoise) is the source of this 6475-nucleotide messenger RNA. It is a transcript of the gene DCLK1, whose product is annotated as doublecortin like kinase 1. Gene Ontology annotation, molecular function: protein kinase activity; ATP binding; microtubule binding. Gene Ontology annotation, cellular component: neuron projection; axoneme. Lineage: Eukaryota; Metazoa; Chordata; Testudines; Testudinidae. The transcript has 6 exons. The coding region runs from base 10 to 1101 and encodes 363 amino acids. Gene Ontology annotation, biological process: neuron migration; intracellular signal transduction; photoreceptor cell development. The record is from RefSeq and is a predicted model, not a curated record.